Messenger RNA from Paramuricea clavata, 18669 nucleotides. NCBI's taxonomy places the organism in Eukaryota, Metazoa, Cnidaria, Anthozoa, Malacalcyonacea, Plexauridae. The record is from the annotation of a GenBank genome assembly.
AUGGGCGUCACGAACAUUGUAUAUGAAGAUAGUAUAUACCGUUAUAUGCACAGUAACCUAACAAGUUAUUGGACAAUGAUGAUGGCCAACAAUGGACGCUACCUGCACAUGGCUAAAUAAAUAUGAAACAUCUACAUAUUGGACAAAAACCAAUAGUAACACUUGUUUACCAAAUGGACUAUCAUUACUUGGAAAGAAUAUGAAAUCUUGCAACAAAUUAGCCAUAUCACGUUAAAAGACGUAUGGUGUAUAAUCCUAAUCGUGUUCUUCUAGACAUUUUGACAAGUGAAUAUGGUUUAAAACAUCAGAAACAACAAUCAUGUGCGUAGAUGUAAAAUAAAAAUCCGAAGUACACUUUACAGUAUACAGUAAUUAUUGCAUGUUUCGACUUUCAAUAUAUUUCAAACAAAAUAAAUUUAUACAUACCGUGUAUAAGGCAACUUAAAUAAAUGAGGUUUAUUGGUAUAAUCAAUCCACAGAGCCUUGGUCGAAAGGCAGCACUUUUCUUGCGAUAGUAACUUCUAGUAUCAAGUAUUAUAACAGGAAAUACGAUUUGCUUUAGCAUGCUCUAGCCAAUUGAAACCCCGACCCCCGGGAAAGAUCGGGCAAUAAACGGGGGAAUGGCUGUGGAUUAACACGGUCUUAAUGCACCAUUUCCCCCGAGGUACAGGGUAAAUAACAAGUCAAUUCAUUAGCCGGGACAAUAGCCGGGACUUUAACACGCGGCUGAUAUGAACGUGGACUGGAAUGAGUAUAUCCUCGUGGCAACAUGGCCGAAUCUUCAAAAUCACAGAAUUGUUUCCUCAUAGUUUUUCUUAAAAAAAAGGGAAUACAUUUUCACUUUUUAUGUAUUCCUCAUGAUAACUGCAAGAUAGUCGAAACGUUGAUUAUUCAGUAUCUUUUGAUGCGAAUCAAAGUUUAAGAUCAAGAAUUGCCUUCACAUAUUUUGAACGACAUUUUAUACUUCAACGAUUUCCCAAGUCAUGAAAAUUUGCAAAGUGCCGGGGACUUAGGGGCGGUAACUUUAACAGUCAAUAUUCCGCCCGGUUGCAAGGAAAUUACCAAAAUUUAACAUUAAUGAAAAAAAAUUUUCAAAAAAGUUAAUUAAAAUGUUAAUUAACUAAAAUGUUAAUUAAAAUGUUAAUUAAAAUGUUAAUAAAAUUGUUAAUAAAAAUGUUAAUUUCCCCGCCCUACCCGGGGGUCGGGGGCCCUGGGUUUCAAUUGACUAGUGCAUAAUCAUUGUGAAAAUGUGAAAUGCUUAAUUUAAAUAUGAGUUGCGUUUUGGAUUAUUGGAGAAAAGAUUAAAAUCUAGGUAAUUUAAAUUCUCUUCUGUGAUCAAAAGUUUAAACUGUGUUAAUACAACAGGUGUGACUACCAGUGGGUAAAAGCACCGGGCAUGAAAAGGUUUUUCAUUAAUAUUUCGACACUGAACUACAUUUUGUUGUUUCUUAAAAUAAAAAUAUCACUGUUCCCAAUAAGAUUUUGAGUUCACAAAUCAUCAACAAAAUGCACUUUGGAAAAAGUUUUCAUUAUUAAUUAAAAAGUAUAAUUAAAAUUAAAUACUAUUUGUAAAUGUCUAAAACUAAAUAAUUCUAAAAUAUAAUUAUAAAUUGAAACAUUUAGGAAAAGCUUGGAAGAAUGACAAACAUAUACUCCAAAGAAUAUUUUCUUGUAAAACAAAAAUAUUUAAUUUAUUUUCUUUCACAGAUAAUUCCUUACAAAGUCUAUUAAAACUAAUAAACUUAUGACCACAUAAUGAACACCAGUUGCAUGAUCGAAUCGCUUCAAACAUCGUUCAAGUCUUCAAUUGGCUGGAGUCACCAGAGCAGAAAUACUUCCUCUUUUUAUUCAUUAAGUAUAGAUAUAAUAUCUAAAGGAAAAGUGAUCUCAUAUAGUUCACACAUAUAGGUUAACGAUCAACAACUGAAUCUCAAUUUUCCUGAAACAUAAACAUCAAAAAAGACGUAAAGACAUUUGAAAUCGUAGGUUAUUCUUUAUUUUCACUGCUUACAAAAAUUAGAGACGUAUUAAAUAAUUUAGGAGCUUGUAUAUAAAGGGCAAAUUUUUUAUGCCAUGCAUAAUUUCUUUUAAGAAAAGUGCAAUGUGUACAUACAUACUUGGUUCACAAGAUAAAAUUAUUCCUUUCCACAACUUCCAUUAUAAUAAUAGUUUUUCUUUAAUGUUGGGUAACAUUAUCUAAGUUGCUUUCUUUCCCACGAAUAUUCUGAUAGGCGUUGGGAAACCAGGGAUUUUUAUGUGUUUCCUGUAGUUCCUUGAAGUUCUGUCUUAAAAUUGUCAUGAAGAUCUUAUCAGAUGAUGAUGAAUUAUCUGUUUGAUAUAGAUAUUAAUUUAAGGAGAAAGGAAUGGGGGUUGUAUACAGGAGUAUAUUACCAGUCCGUGCAAAUCAUGAAAAAAAUUAUUUCAUGUAAUCAGAAAAUUAUGGAUAAAUCUAUAUAUGGCUUAUGUUCUAAUGCAUUAGGCCACAUAAAAAAAAUUUGGUUAGCGUCCUCGCCAGCCCAUAAAAACGGCCUCGCUCACGAUUACCAGAUUUUUAAAAAAAAAUUUAUUUAAAAAAACCCCAACUUUCAUUAGUCAACGGGCCCUAAUAUAUGUAGUAUUCCUGUCGAUUGCAGUGAAUUGUGUUAAUAAGUUGUAAAAUUGCAUGCGAAAAUGACGGUAUGAAUCAUAUUUUGAAAUAUAUAAAAAAUAUCUGUACUGCGCAAGAAAAUCCAGUUUCGAAACUAAAACCAAGGCGUUCAAAAAAUUAGUAAAAAUUUAAAAAAAAGCGCUCGCCCGCCCACUUUUUGGCAAAAGCUAAGGACGCUAACCAACUGGGUUUUUUUAUGUGGCCUUAGCGAGAUUUUUUAUAAUUGCAGUAAUGCAUUAACGCCUUCCUGUUUGAGCCUAUAUAAAUCAUUGUGAAAAUGUGAAAUGCUUAAUUUAAAUAUGAGUUGCAUUCUGGAUUACUGGAGAACAGAUUAAAAUCUAAUUUAAAUUAUCUUUUGUGAUCAAACGUUUAACCUGUAUUAAUACAACAGGUGUGACCACAGGCGGCCCAGACGUGUAUUAGUGCCUAGUAAAUAUGUCAUUAUAGAAUAUACUACACAGUAAAAUUUGUGUUGAAUUUUAUAUCUUAUAAUCAUAUUUACUUUCCUACUUUGAUUGUAUGUGAUCGUCUUUUAUUUCUGGGCUGCUUUACUCUGUGCCUGCGCUGUCAACAUAGGUGACAGUAAUGAAAGCAAAGGCAAACGAUGCCAGUUCUCAAACAGGCGACACGAACACUUCAACUCGAAAAAUAUCAUUGCUUUGUUCCCGGUUAACGGGUUAAAAUUCGCCAGCGUAUAGAAUAAACACCCAUCUUCGAGCAUACAAGGCAAUAUUAACAUGUCCUAUAACUUUUGCAACGGAUUUUUAGCGAAAUGUUUUGAGACUAAAAUUCUUUCGAACUUAGGGGCCGAUUACAUGGAGCAUUUUCAUUAUAUUAUAAAGUGCCAAUGGUUGGAAUAUUUAUUCAUUGAUAUUUUAAACACAGAUGAAGUGUUAUAUGCUCUUUCCUUGUUUUACGUUUUCCUUGCAGCCAAAUGUUGAAGCUGGUAAGCUGCAAAACUGACAUACGAGUGAUAUGAACCAAAUAUUGGAUAUGCAUCUUAGUUUGCUUCCAGUGAAAUGUAAACAAGAACUUAAAGAAUUCUAUAUGAGAUAAGAAAUAUUACGUUUAAAAUCAUGACUGGCGAAUUAGCAUGUGGGAAUUGACACUUCCUAAUAAUAUGUAGUCCUGUAAAGCUUGCUUGCUUCAAUUCUUGCUGUUAGCAUCUGCACAUUAUCAGGGUGGAGAGUUGAUUUGAAUAAAAGUCCCAGGGGAUAAAGGUAGGGAAUAGAUUUUCCAUAACAAAAGGGGCAAGGUGCCCAACCAGUUAGAAGAUAGCAUGUACUUUAAGUGACCAUUCAUUAUACCCUAGGGUGGGGCGAAAGAUUCUUAUGUCAAAAUGUCAUGGGACCCCUUUUUAAACUCUUAAUUUAAUAAUGGAGACCCCUCCUAAAUAUUUAAGACUAUUUUUACUAUACUACUAAUUAUGAUGCAAUUCUAAUCUACAUUCAUGUGAUUGCCUGACUAUGAAGAAAAUACAUUUUGCAACACAGGGAUGGAUCCGGCAUGUUCUGGUAGGGGGGGGGGGUGCUCUGCCUGCUCUGGUGCAGAGUUGUGUCGGUCAUGUGCUGCCCACCCAUCAACUUGCGUCACUACUGCAAAGUCUUGCUUUACUACUGUAUUUGAAUUGUAAUUGUUGUUCACAGCUCGCUUAUCAUCAUGUUAUUACUCAAAUUACUGUAUCUCAUUUUGCCUGUAAUAAUACUUUGCUUUAUCAUGAAAAAUAGCACUCCCCUGCACCCCCUCUGGCCAGGGCUAGUGGUGCACCCCCCCCCCCAGUAAAUCCUUCCCUGUUGCAACAUACACUAUAAGAGCUAGAAUGAUAGUUUCUUUUGGAUGAUUUAUCUUAGAAUUAUAUUACCUAUAUUACAACAAUUCUUCCUAUUCUAAAACCAGUUGCUAUUCUGUUUUUAAAACACUCACCUCCCCCCCCCCUCUCCCGCAAAAAAGGCCCCAACAAAUCAGGAAACCCCUCCAAGGAAAUUUUGCCAGCAAAAUAGAUUUAAUUUGAUGGUAAUUGUUCUGAGAAUAUAUUAACUCAUUGAGUGGCAGCAUUCUGCCUAGACUUGCCACAAGUCAACCUCGAACGAAACGCAAGCAGCGAGUGUGAGCCGACGUUUCGUUCGAGGUCAACUUGUGGCAAGUCUACAUUCUUCCCUUCGGUAAAAUUGACUGGCACCAGACGGAGUAACAUACUAAAGUAGGGCACAUUCCCACUAUAAAGGGUUAAACAAAUUUUUAAAAUUUUUGCAAUGGUCUAUAUUCAAAAACCUCUAUUUGUAAAUUUUAAUUGGCUUUCAUAUACCUACUUAUACUUAUAGCUACCCAACUCCUGCGAACAGUCCUUUAUUACACAUUUGAAGCAUCUCUUGAGGCAUCAAAGUACAUGCAGGCACAUGGAAUUACAUACGAGUAUGUGACAUAUAAACCCAUUAUUGCACAACUUUGUCUGCAACAAUGCAAAUACAAUCAAGUUGGAAACGGAUUUUAUCAGUAUUUCGAUAUAUAUACAUUUUUGAUAUAUAUACAUCUGCACUUUCAUAUAUAUACACCUGCACUGCGAACAGCCCUUUAUUACACAUUCGAAGCAUCUCUUGAGGCAUCAAAGUACAUGCAGGCACAUGGAAUUACAUACGAGUAUGUGACAUAUAAACCCAUCAUUGCACAACUUUGUCUGCAACAAUGCAAAUACAAUCAAGUUGGAAACGGAUUUUAUCAGUAUUUCGAUAUAUAUACAUUUUUGAUAUAUAUACAUCUGCACUUUCAUAUUGAAAUUGUUCUAAUAUUAUCCAAACAAAACACAUCAGAAAACUGUAACAAACUGAGCAAAUCACUUUUUUAACACAAUUUAUGGUAAAAUGAAGCAACAUGUAAUAGUAUCUGAAACAAAACCAAAUCACAUAUUAUUCAAAAGUUGUAAACACUGUUGCAUAUAUGAUAUCCUCGCAUUUCUAGUGGUAACUAACUAUACAAAAUAUCCUUGCAUUUCUAGUGGUAACUAACUAUAAAUUAGGUCAAUUUAAACUCGACUAUGAAGAAUAUCAAAAACUAAAAUCAUGUUUCAGUUUAUAAGCCCAGUAGUUUAUAAAUCCUUCAGUUUUAUAAAUAUAAACAUUGAUAACGCUAUACCAAGCCAAUGAAGGCACAUAAUUUUUGCCCUAAAUACUCGGUCAGAGCCUCAGAGGUGUGUUCUAGUACACAAUUAUUCUUCUCUCACAGUUUAAAACAAACAAUAAUACUAACCUUCGACAAAUUGUGUAUAAAUCUUAUCGAAUUUAACCAUUUUGCCACAUAUUUUGCCAAAAAUAUUUCUUAGACGGACAAAGUAUUAAUAAUGGACACUCCUUGCGUGAAAAUGUUAAUUUAUCCCAAAGUUUGAAUAAAUUAAUCCAAGAUUGUAUUAUUUGCAUAAUAAUAGACUUGUCAUUGACCAAUCAGAAUACGUAGAAGACCGGCCGGUGCCAGGGCCUUUUCCCGCUUCCCAAUGACAAAAAGUGAAAAGCCCUGGGAACGUGGUUGUGUAAAUACAUUUUGCAUCCGUAAAUACAAUUUCUUAUGCUUGAUCGAACGGUGGUAUUUUUAUCCUUGUUUUUUAAACAAAACAUCGACGGACAUAAUAAAUCCAAGCUAUCCCACCGUGCUAAAACCACCGAAGAAAAAAAAUGCAAUUGCCAAAAACCAAGUGAAUUCCCUAUGUCAAAAAAUUGUCUAGCAAAAUCUGUUAUCUACCAAGCCACAGUAAAAACAUCUGACAAGCGGCCCACUCAAACAUAUGUUGGACUAACAGAAAAUGAAUUCAAAACUCGAUACACCAAUCACAAAGCUUCAUUUAAUAACUAUGAGAAGCGUAAUUCUACUGAACUAAGUAAAUACAUCUGGAAUCUUAAGAACAAUAAUAUUAGUUACUCUAUCAGAUGGAAAAUUUUAAAACGCGCUAAAUCUUACAGUAAUGCAUCCAAGAGAUGUAACUUGUGUAUCUGGGAGAAAUAUUUCAUUAUUUGUAAACCGGACAUUGCAACACUUAAUCGUCGCAACGAACUUGUCUCCACGUGUAGACACGCUAAUAAAUUUCUACUUAAAAACUUUAUAACUUGAUACUAAUAUUUUCGUGACACUACUUGAGGUGUUAAUUGAUUUGUAAUUAGAUAAGCGUCCUUUAUACCAUCGCUGUACAUAUUUAAAAAGUUCGUUAAGAAGCUAUAGGUCAAACAUAGGCUAUUUUAUCUGAAGAGUGCCACGUUAUUUACGUGCCACGAAACUGUAUAGUAAUAAAUAUGCCAAACAAAGCUUGCUAAGUUUUUGUAUCUUUCUAUUAUGCUCUGGUUAUCCAUUGAGCACUCUAUCAUUGCUUUUUAUAACCCUACACAAACUAUUUUAUAUAUAUAUAUAUAUAUAUAUAUAUAUAUAUAUAUAUAUAUAUAUAUAUAUAUAUAUAUAUAUAUAUAUAUAUAUAUAUAUACCCUGCACAAACUAUUUAUAUAUAUAUAUAUAUAUAUAUAUAUAUAUAUAUAUAUAUAUAUAUAUAAAACAAGGCCAAUAUUCUCGAAAUAUCCUGGGGUUGUUGCCUCCAACCUUACCCCAACUGUGUCCCUACUAGUGACUGUACCCUCAGACUCUGCUGCAUCUUACUCAGCACACUACGUGCUCCUUGCUCACUUUUCUGCACACCCACACUCCCCAAGCAAAAUUUGAAAAUCUGUCUAUGAUGGUGAUAAUUAACUUAUAAAAGUAUAAACCUUUAUUAUUAAGUCAAUUAAAGAAUCAUUGUCAACUACAAUGCAUUGCAUGCUUGUGUUUGUUUAUACAUAUGGGAUCUGUGCAAUUAAAUAUGAUAAUUAUUCUCAUGAUAUGAUAAGUACUGCGCUGCCUGCUAUUACAGUAUUACUUGAAAGCCUUCAGGGGUGGAUCCGGAAAGGUUUUUCUAGGAGGUGCUGGGUGAGCAGCCAAGUGUUUCUUUAUAAUUUUUUAGGGGGUAGUGGGAGUGAAACGACUCCAACACUAAAGGCGCGAGCUUCCUAGGGGGUCGAGGGAUAUGCCCCCAGAAAAUUUUGAAAAUUAGGACCCUAGAAAUGCUACUUCCUGUGAUAUGGACAUUGAAUUAUGAGCUUCAGUUUGACUUCAAAAAAGGGAAAACCUUGGAAAUUAUGCCAUGUUUCUGAAUUUGAUUUUAUUGCAGCGCUGUUGACCAAGGCCAACAGGGGUGUGCACCCCCCUAUUAAUCCACCCCUGAAUUAAGUUAACACAUACUCCACUACAUCAUAUAUACUUAAUUACAAUAAUUUUAGUGUUAAUUUAAAAUUAUUCACUGUUAAUAAUUUUACUGUAUUGAAAAGUCCAAUUAAAAUAGUUCAAAAUGAAUCCAGCUUUUGUGUCUUCAAUUUCCAUACAUCUUGCUUGUACUGUAUUUUGCCUGCCUCUAUGGGUUAACUAGGAAACCAGAGUGAGUCAGGACAAAUGCCAGAUUAUGAUAUCCCAAUUGCGAGAUAAUUCUGGAAUAAACAAAAAUAUAUUAUAUGUUGUAACUUUGAGCACAAAAAUGAUGAUGGGAAAAACAAAACAAUGCGACUCAACUCCAAACCAGAGACACCAGAACAAUUGGUGCAAUUAUCAGGCUUAACCCAUUGAGCCGCAAUGCGCCCCAGCGUGCCCUACUUUGUUUUACUUGUCUGACACCAGAUGAUUUUACUUGUCAAGUGGGGAAGCUCUGCAGCUUAAUGGGCUAACCAAAAAAUCUGACAAUGCCUCUAGUUAACACAUUGAGCUGCAGUGCGCCCUACUUAUUUUUUUAACUUGUUUAACGCCGGAUGAUUUUACUCGUCAAUGGGGAAGCUCUGCAGCUUAAUGGGUUAAUGGUAUAAUAAUCAAAAGUGGCCAGGAUACAAGGUACCUUCCCAGUGCAAGGGAAGCAACAUACAGUAGUUAUGAAGUAAUUGCCAGAUUGUCAUCCAGUAUCUGGUGUUUCAAAUUGUUAAACCCAUUAAGCUGCAGAGCUUCCCCAUUGAUGAGUAAAAUCGUCUGGCGUUAGACAUUAGUAAAAAAAAUAAGCAGGGUGCACUGCAGCUCCCAACAUGUUGUAAAUGGCCAAUGUAAUAUCUUUUCAUCACACAGCAACAUUUUCAUGGGGGGGAGGUAUAUUUAAGUUAUAUAUACAGGUAUUUUGGGAAAUAUUCGAGUACUCCAAAAGUCUUGUCAUAAUUGACAUUGAUUAGCCUUGUAUGCAAACUUGGGACAUAUUUAAACAAACAUGAAUAUAUUUAAACACAUACGUGACAUACAAUUUGCUUUGAAUGAACGUCUGGAGUUAAAUUAAUAGCAUUUUCUAAAGUAAUUUAUAAAUAACAAAAAGUUGUAGUUCUGCAACCAAAUUUUGAAAUAUACAGAUGCCAAAUUAUAAAAAAAACCCAGCAAAAGGCUGUUUUCUUAACAAAAAGAGUGCAUUUCAUCGUCAAGCUUAAGUUAAGCCUACCAAUUUUAUGUGAGAUAAGAUAAAGCAUAAAUAAAAUUGAAUGAGAUAGGUGAAAUACCUGAUUAUAGCUCGCUGAUUCAAAUAUCCUCUUUGGCUUUGCUCAUAUUUUGCGAUGACAGCGAGGUUUGAAUUUCGUUGUCUUUCCCGGGAAGAAUAACAUGCACGACUUGCACAUCUUUGAACCAAUAACCGAAUUUAGAAAAAAUAUCUCGAAAACCAUUUAAAGAGUCAAAUAUCGAGAAAAUACUACAAAACCCGAGCAAAAUUGCAAAAACCUAAAAUUUUUUAAACAAAACCAGGGGGGGGUGGAAAUUGCAGCGGGCUCAGAUCCGAGCCUGGUCAGUGGUAAUUACCAUGAGAAAUACGGACCAGUUGUCAUGGAAAUGGCGUCAGCAAAGGCCGAAAUCCGCCAAUUUUUUGGCUUCACUUUUUUUUCCCGUGCAGGUCCUCCAGUAAUAUAGUAUAGCUCAGUGUAUUCUUCGCGGUUCUUCUGAGAGCAUACCCUGCAACACUUGGUGAGGAAAUUUGGAGGAGCAUCUAAUACAUCUUAGUCGCCUUCGAGAUGUCACCAUCGGGCCACCAAGGAUAAAACAGAGCUCCGCGAUGCUCAGGUUUAACAUAGAUCUGAUGAAACAUUCUCUUCACGUAGCGGUUACGGUUAUAUUUUCAAGUCUGAAUCUCAGUAUCACAACAAUGAGUGAACUAAUGUUUUCCGGCCACGUAACUGUUCAUCGUUCAACGAAGUUCCGUUGCUCUUGCUAGCACAAUCGAAAACUACUCCUUGGAAACUUCUCUCGCCACUCUUUCUUCUUGCUAUUUCUCCACAACGCAACCUCGUUCCCAGGCUCUUUGCUCUUGGGAAGCAAAGACCCUGGUCGGGGCUGGUCACGUGACCCAUAGAAAAUUGAUAACCUAAGAGGGGGAUUGGAAAAGUAUCAAAUUACAUGUUUCCACUUCCGCACCUCACACUUCGAUUGCAAGGAGUGAUCGUUCUAUACAAUCAUCUUUGAGAAUCAUAUAUACUUCAAAAUACUUGCUAAAUUGGUUUCUGUUUGCUUUUAAAUUAUACAAACAUGCUAAACUGUAGAUUCUUAUAGCAACAAACAAGUCAGAAAAUCAAGCAACGAAAACGUAUGAUCGUAUAUGCUUGGAAAUAUUUGCCCUUUUAUUGUCUCGACGCGGGGUUAGGGCGCAAUUUCAUUUCACGCGUACGUUUCUGUAUCUGGCUCUGGUUCAGAUACGUAUAAUAUUCUUAUAAUGUGCCAUUGAAUUGUUGUCAUACGGAAACGGUAUAAAUUUUGUUAAAUAGAGGUCUCAAAAGCGAGUGUGUAGGUCGUAGGCGCUACGCCUUGUUGGUCCUACAGCAAACGUUACAUAUUUGGACACUAGCCAAAUAGACAUUGAAUGCCCAUUCUAUUGAUUCUAAAACGGUUUAUAGACAUAGUGCUCUAGAUUUUUUUAAAAAGGUUAUCAUCGUUUAUAUUCAACACAAGGUAGGAAGGAGUGUUAACGUACAUGUACAAAAUUGUUUGGGAUCAACAGUAAAGAAUUAUACGACAAUUCACAACUGUAUGCAUUUCCUUUUUUGUCUGCACGAGUACCUGUUUGUUGAAGCCAAAAUCACUAAAUCAGAUUGCACAGAAUCUCCGAUAUGAAUCAUAUAGCCAUUCACUCUCGCCCCUUGAAUGCAAAGGAAUGAUAGCCGAAAAGGUUUAGCAAAGUAUUUUUUAUUAUAUCUGGUAUAAAGUGUCCCUACGUUUUAUCAGGGAUAUAUAUACAUAAUUCAUAAACUGUAUAUAUGCGCACGAAGUCCAGCUCAUAGAAUUACUUAAUUAAUGAGUUUUAAUAAGCCUUUUAAAGUUUCCAUUGAUAGAUAAGUUGUUUGCCUCUAGUAUGGUUUGGUGAAACUGCUAAAAUGUCAUUUAUACAGCAUACGAUAAAGAUUAUUUAAAGUUGAUUUAAAUAUUGAUGACUCACAGCAGCAUUAUACAAGUCCAAAGAAGCUGUCGGGUUAUUCUUCAAAUAUAAAGCCCUGAAUGGGCAAUGGGAAUGAAAGGUCUUUAUAAGGUUUAUAAAUUAAUGUACCUGCUGUAAAUUACUGUAACACACAAAAUAUGAAAUAAUUUACUAUGAAGUACAAUACCAGUGUCUGGUGCAAUCUGGUGCAUAUAUCGUCCUAAAUAUUCAAGUUAUAUGUACCGCACGCACGGAAACGCACAGUGGUCUUGGUGUUCGUCUGAUGACAGAUAGCUAUACUUCGAGUCUUCGACAUAAUCAUUCUUGAUCGUUGAGUUUCAGCAAUGUAAAUGAAAGGAAUUUUACAGUCCAUAACGGUUUUAAUCCUGUGCUUUCACAGUCAAGAUAGCACUAUUGUUUACACAUACAUAGUUAGCGAUGUUUGGGAAAUCUUCCAUUAUAAAAUAAAUCCUUUGGCUUUGUUGAAUAUCGGACAGGAUACACUUCAACAAUAAACAACCAUAUCGUUCAUUUAGUAUCGUUUGAUCGUCAGUCGGUAUAGAAUUGGGAAGACUUAUAUGUUUCUACGGCGAUGCGUGCUCAACUUCGCAAGCCAGGCGCGUGUGGAGUCCUUGGAAGUGAAAUAUGAUCCAGUUUGUCGCUUGAAAUGUACCGCAACACUUAUUAUUGAUGACAUUCAGUAUAGCAGGAAGUUGUGUCGUGAUGAAUACGAAUUUAAAACUGUUCCUUUCACAAUUUCUUGUUGCAAAUUACAUUUUUAUCACCCGAAACUAUAACACAUAAAAUUGCAAUUUUCCAAACGUAGCAAACAGACUCCUCUACCACCCCUCCCUGAGAUCAAUUCAAUUUACCACGCAGAAUCUGCGGGGUCACGUGACCAGCCCCGACCAGGGUUUUUGCUUCCCAAGAGCAAAGAGCCUGGGAACGAGGUUGUCCACAACGCUGCUGUAUUUCUUACGGAAGUUUUUAUUUCUCUCCAUCUUCGAUUUUAAGGAUUUUCAUCGCUUCUCACCUGUGUAAAGGCUGUCUGGAAGGUGUGGUGGGUUGUGUUUAAAGGGAAGUCCGAUCUCGUAAUGCUCAUUUUUCAAUAUGGUGGUUUUCUUCAUGAUUUCUUCUGCGUAGCGAACUUCAACAGACAUAUUCUCAUCAAUAUCGUCAUUGAUGCCAUCAAACUCUGCGUUGUACAUGCGCUCUAAUUUAUGAUCGUGAAUGUCGAAUUCUGAUCUAAUGGAAUUAAUGGACACUUGCUCGCAUCGAGGUUCUCCCAUUGCACCAUACACUGUCCAUCCUAGUGGUGUCUUAACUGCACAUGGUUGCCCUUUCAUUCCAUCUCUCCGGUCGAUGUAAUUAUCAAUUACAUCAGGUUGAUCAUUUGCUUUCAAAAUGGUAACCUGUUCAUCUCCAGUUUUAGGUAAGACAAUGUCCUGCAGGUGAGGCAACUCUUGAACUUCUUCGUUGGUCGCUACGUGUCCCGGAGACCCCGGUAAGCUGUCUGUGGUUAGUACAUCUUCAAGCUCGAACUUUUCAAUAUUCGAUACCGACUCGAUGUCCAACCGCACCUCAUAGCCUGCCUUCUGUUGUUGCGAGUUCACUGCUGUCGUAGUGUAUUUAGCAGGUUUCGCAUCAAUCACUGAUAGAUCUUCAACUAAACUUUCCAGACAAAGAGUUGUACCGGAUCCACUCCUUAAGAAUGCGUGCGUAAGAAUUUCCUGAGUUAGGGUUGCUCACCUUGACCGGUACUACCUUAAAACAAACCUGUGCUCGACUUGCUUUGACUGCGCUAAUGUUGACUCGCUCUUUUGACGUUCCAGCUGCUGUUGGUGUAGACAUAUGUAGAUUUACCUGAUUCUGUCUAUUAGCGGCGGCAAUACUUUGGAUCCCAGCAUCCUUCUUUAAACCGUCGUGACUUUGUUUCUCGUAUCUUGAUUAUUGGAAUGUUCCUCUUUAGCGUCUUGAUCAUCACGCAUUAGACAAUGGUGAUGUUUUUCGCAUCCGGCUACACGGCAGGUGACUCCACUUUCGCAUGACCUCGCAAAAUGGCCUUCGCCGAGAUAUAUUCUGCACAGUUUGUGUUGUUUCACAGUUCUCAGACGAUCCUUUAGGAUGAAUUACUUGAAUACUUGUCACCUUCAGACACCGUAUGUUCUAAACCACUGGGGACACUUACGACCAGUUCUUGCAGGCGUAUCUUCCCUAUUCAAACCACACUGAAUUGCGUUUGCGUUAACUCUCCUAUGCUGCUCGAAUCUUUACCUGUUCUGAAAUUUCUUGUCUUUACUGGCUUGUUAAGCUCUCUCCCAUACCUGUUGUUUAUACGCCCUGCCACUUUUCCCAAGUGUCAUCAAAUUGUACAUAGUCUUUGUUCUUGAUAAGGUCAUCAGCUCUGUCCACCCACUUCCUCAUUAAGCCAUCUUCGGGGAGUUUCCUCAUCAACAUAACUAUUACAUCUUCAUUCUCUAAUCGAUUGGAGUAGCUGGAUACAUGCUCUUUAAUGCUCUCUCAGAAUCUUCUAGCUAACGUACGAACUCCAUCAAGGCAUCCGCAUCAGUUUUUCUAAUUUGAAGUUCUCUGAGCUUCUUCAUAUGAUCCUCUGCUAUAAUGUGGGGCUGGCCAAACUUCUCAAGAAGACAACUCUUCGCUUCCUGAUAUCUCUGGCAGAAUCAAGGUUGACACAACUUCGGAUUGCAUCCUUUCCUUUGCCGACACACUGCGCUAACAGGCGAGUGAAUCGCUGGGAGUCAUCAGAAACAUGGGGUUCUACGUUAUCUUUAAAGUUUGUCACAAACUCCACAUAUUCUAGGGGGUCACCACCGAAUCUCAUGAGCUCUAUUUUGGGUAAAGAAGGGCAUUCCUUUAUGACCUGUGCUAUGGAAAUCCAUACAUCUAGAUGCGGUUGGGGUGGCGGUGCUGGUUCUUCUUGCAAGGUAUUGGUGGCUUCGUGAUUAGCAUUUGGAUAAAAUUCAAUCCUCGUGACAUCUAGUCCUACUUUGGGAAUAUCGAAUCUGUCCGACUCAGUUGUCGCUGGUUUGGGUACAUCCGGUUGGUGUAAAUCCGGUCUGGGUUCAGGGCUAGGAUGAUUAUGAAGCAAUGAUGCACGUUGUUGUACCUGUGCUGCUGGAGAAUGAGGGGUUGGUGGGUGUUCAAGGAUAAAUUUAGGUUGACUGUGGUAGGGAAUUUCAGAUUUUUCAGGGCAAUUUGAACUUUGAAAGUCUCGAAGGUAUUCAUUCAUAUCAUCGACACCUUCGUCAUCUGGAAUCUGAUCAAUAACAAAAUCAAUCUUUGCCUCCUUUAGCCCUGCUUCAGCAUUGAAUAACUUAAUCUUACUUUGCUCAGCUACUUCAAGUUGGCGCUCUAGCUCCUGUUUCUCCUUUAAGGUCUACAUUUUCAACUUUGCCUCUUCCAUAACCUUCCUUCUUUCUUUCUUUCUUUCUUUCACACUGCUUCUACUAGAUGUUCGAGUGCUUCUGCUUUUACGAGAUGCCAAACUAUAUCCAGAUUCUGAUGGCAGCUUUAGAUUUCUUUCUCGAUUGGUUUUCCACAGCUCUACCAUGUAAUCUAGUUGUAAUUUGACAUCGCGUUGAUCAUUAUAAUUGUCAGUCAUUAAGUCUUUCUUCUCUAUGUCACCUUCAUGCUGCAUAUAAUUCUCGAGACUAAUGACAAAUUUAUGAAAUGUUUGUUCAUACUUGUCCUUUCUUGCAUUUACCUCUUCUGGUCGAAAUCCUUUGUUAGAUGCUGUAACAUGCUAAGUUCUCUUCGAAAUUCUUCCAUACAUCUAAAUCUUUCAUGUUUUGCAUUAACCGUCAUUUCAAACCUUAGUUCUUUAUCAUGUGUUAAUUCGUCAUCCUAAUUCCUUUGUAUUCGUAUUAUUGUGUGAGCAAAACGAAGCAAUAUGCUUGGCCAAUUUAUUUAUGAAUUAUUAAUGCGUUUGAGAUAGAUAAUAUUUUACCAGAGAUAUCUUCAUUUUUACGAGAUAUCUUCAUUUUUAUGGAGAUAUCUUCAUUUUUACGAAAUAACAAAAAGUGUUAGCUAUUUUUCCCCAAUCCAUUUUCUUAUGCUCUGAGAAUUACCUGAAUUUACCGAAAAAUCUUCUGGAAAAUUACCUGAAUUUACAUAACAAUCUACUGGAAAUCUACCUGAAAUUGCUCAAGAGCAAUUAUUAGGGGGUGUUGCACCCCCCCCCCCCCACACACACACGCCACCUUGUGACGCGUCAUAGAUUUGUUUCAUGUGCAUAUUGAACAACCUAAAAUAUCUCAAGAAAAGAACGAAAAAGAUAAAGAAAGGUUGUGAAAUGACUUAUUUUAACGAGAUGUUUCUGUAUGAACAGACUUGAAUUUCAUUGCCCAUAAACCUUCAAUUAUAUAUAAAAAAGAAUAUGCUGUCCAUUGAAAUUUUACAAUGUAUAUCAUAUUAAUCACGAAGUUCUCUUGCGAGAUAUUUAAAAACGUUUGCCUGCCAGAAAACGUAUAUACAAGGCGAAGGUUUUAUUUUGAAGCAAGAAAUACAAUAAACAUCCACAGUUUAGUUCACAAUCAAGGCAAAAUAAUCGCACUUUAAUGUACCUCUUUGCCUUUACCUCCAACAAAAAAAACGUAGAUUAUUUAUGAAUUUCAGGGAAAACAGUCUUAUCUUUGCAUUUGGUUUUACGUUUGGUUGUUUAUUUAAAAAGUACAAUUGAACUCUUUGACAGCUUUUAUUUUUUUUUAAGGUGUGAUAAUUGACUUGUGUUCAGCCUCUGAGAAUAAUGCUGUCAUCAGCAAUAAGAUGUUUUCGAACUAUUUUAAUUGUAUCGACUCAAAAUAUUCGAUGAACUCUCGUAGCAAGGAUAUACGGAACCUGUUAAACAGCCAGCAUUAUACCUUAGUUAUACAAUUUGGUGACGUCAUCACUAUAAUCAAUCUUGUAAUCAAUAAUGGCUACAAUGGUCGUAGUGAUUUUAAUCUGAGCACUUGAUCUUCUAACUUGCUGCCCUGAAAUUCUAGCCUGAGGGAUAAUCGGGCAGAAGGGGACGCUAUAAGGGAUAAUCGGGCAGAAGGGGAUGCACGCUGUCAUUCAGGUUACAUCAAUGCUGAUGCCAAAACUUUUGUAUUUUUUAGAUGAAGACGUCAGGAAUGAAACUCUUGAUAGCUGUUGUAAUGACAGUGGUUGUCUUGGCAACAAGCGCGCCAUCAACGAAGAACGUACUGGAUAUAUGCAACUACCACAUUGGGGGUGCGAAAUGCAGUGCCUGUUGCAACGCAGCACUUAGACAUUGCAAAAUAUAUUGUAAAAGCUUGGGUUGUAACCCGUAUAAAAAGGGUGUAUGCGAUGUAAAAAACAGCAACAAGUAUUUCAUGUAUUCAUUCAAGGCAAAGGGUUGCCCAACAUGCAUGAAUGACUAGCAACGUACUUUCAAAAGUAACGAUCCUUCAGCUGUUGUCAAUUAAGUUAUUAAUUAAUGAACAGUAACAUAAUAAUAAGUUCGUUGUUUGUAGAAAUUAAAAUUGAAAUAAAGAGCAUUGCAAAUUCACAAGUCUUACUUUGUACUUUGAGACUAUCCUUAUGAGCACCGACAUACUUCAGCGAACUAAUUCCAUGAUGUGCCAAAUCCUUUGAUGUGCCGAAAGAAAACCGGCUAGUAGAAAACUGGCUUUACGCCCCUGUAGUGAUUCUAUAACCAGUGCCGUCGAAAGCAAAUUGUUAUUGCAUGUGUGUGGGGGGUAAGGAGCUCAACCAAGUUCGUUCGAGGGAAUGUUCCUCCAGAAAAGCAUUUUGCCUCGGAAGAGCAUUUUGUUUGUUUUCUUUAAUGUUAUGAAUUUCAUGUAUUAAAAAAUUCAAGAUUUUUUAAUUCACUUUAGAUCAGCUUUUUACAACUUCAUCCUCCCAGUUUUGAAACAACGAUUGCCCUGUAUACAAUCACAAGCGUGCACAAAUUGGAUUUUCAAAUGAUAUAUCCCGUUAGAUUGCCGAGGGGGUGUUCGAUAAAAACUAUGUUUUUGUCAGUUUGUGAUAAUUUUCAAAUAAAUCAGCAUAUGUGACAAAACAUAAGAUUUUAAAGAUUUUUGCUUGCUUACACGAAGUGAGAGGUUAGUUCGCUCACUUCAGAAUGACACAGUUAAUUCGUCAAAGCUUUUUCUUCAAGAUUGGUUUAGAAAAAAACUUGGAGUAAUGUUAGAUUAGAGUUAGUAUUUGGAAAAGCGUUAGUAUUAGUAAAACCAUUGCUUUGUUACGUUUUGUCACCUGAAACCAGCGAAAUAACCUCUUCCUAGCUACAGCACAAGCGCUAGGAUGCAAAAUGGCGCCAAGUAGAUGUGUGCGAUAGGAUUGGACGUAUAUAAUCCGACAAUUGACUAAUGUUUAAAAUCCAAACCGAUAUUGUCUAAUCCCAUCCGACCCGAGUUUUACUAAAGAAUUCCAAUCCGAUCCGAAGAUUGCUUUAAUAAAAUAAAUUUUUCAUUCAAGUUGAAAUAUUUAACCAAAUAAAUAUAAAAGCAUGAAAUACAAAUUGAAGAAUCAAACGAAUAAUGCGGCGACAACCGCGAUAGUGCUUUGAUAUAAAUGCAUAAAUAAUUAAUUGUUGCGAUAAUAAUUCAUUCAUUCUAUUUCGGAUAUCGAAGUCCAAUCCGAGAACGAAACGACUUUAUCAAUCCGAUCCGAAAUGAAUAUUUUGGUUCCGAAAUCCGAUCGGAUCGGAUUAUAUUCGGAUCGAGUUUGCACACCUCUACCGCCAAGAUUAGUUACACCAAUUUGUGGGUGACGUCCGUGUUGACAAAAACAUCGCUUGGUUAAAAGAUCAUUAACACACCUCAUGCAUAAUGACGUCAGAAGGCUUAAUGCCCGCGAGGAAUGCUGGUCUUAGUAGUCAUCGCCCGAGAAAAUUUCGAUAGUUGCCAUUUUGAAUUGUUUAAUUUUCCCGGGCGAUAACUACUAAGACCAGCAUUCCUUGCGGGCAUCACGGUUAAUAAAAAUGGGAGUUAUAACUGAUCGAGAAAUUGAGUUUCACAACUAUGAUAUUCAUACAGUUCUUUACAAAUAUUUUUUUUUGAAUGAGAGUUAUGCUAUUUUAAUAUUAGGGGGUUAUAAGAUGGCCCUGAUAAAUAAAGUGGAUUCUUUCUAUUUAUUGCAUUCACUUGCCAGAUACUUUAGUGGCAUGCCUAACCUUAAUAGCACGGCUGUUGCCAUGAAAUUUACUAAUAUUAUUGGUUUAGAGCAAUAUUUGUGUUUUGUUUCACUGAAACUACAUGCAAAUUUAUUUGAAAUUGUUCCUGUCGAAUUAUAUAAAUGUAUAGCUUCCAACAACAAAAAAAGAAAGCAGUGUGAAGAAGCUGACAUUGACAGACAAGCUUGACUUCAAAAGGAUAGUGAGACUAAACAAAGAAAGCGAUCACAGGAAACUGACAAUGAACAACAAAUCAGACUUCAAAAGGAUAGUGAGUCUGAAAAAAGAAUGCGGUCAGAGGAAACUGACAGUGAACAACAAAUUAGACUUCAAAAGGAUGGCGAGUCUAAAAAAAGAAAGGGGUCAGAAGAAACUGACACCAACAGACAAAUGAAACUUGAGAAAGAUAGACUUUAUCAAAAACAAUCGCGGGCAAGAUAA